GGUGGGCCCGCCUCUUCCAGUAUGAGUGAUAUGCUCUACAAAAAACCCCUCAUGAUACUCUUGGACUAGACUAGAUCAGAAUACUAUAACAGGUAAACUUUUCCCAUCCUACCUUCCUAAGGACAAACCCCAAAGGCCCGCCCAAAAUGUCCACUGCCUACUCCCAGGCCCGAAUGCAGCACCAGUUCUUCGCCAACCCCCGCAAACCUUUAAAAUCCCCAGAUCGUCCCAUCGCCCUCCGACAAGGCUCUAUCACCAAUUCAAAGACCACCCUCGUGCUCACCCCUACCCAAGGCGACGCCCACUCCGUGGCAGCAUACAAAGUUAAGAGUCCGGACGAUGGGCAAACCCUCUUCACUGCAAGUGGAUGGAAAUACAACGACGGUGCCUGUCGUGAGUUUCGAGAUGCCUCGGGCUUGCCUCUCUUCGAGCUUCAUCGGAAGAUCUCCUUGAAGAGCACUUGGUACAUUACUCUGCCCGGGGAAGCUCAAGGCGGAGGAGUCACUACACUAGCGACGGGCAGCCCGCGAUUCGCGCCGGCGUUUGGGAAUUUUAGCCUUAAGCUAAAAAAUGCCGCGGCAACAGAUGCGAAGGAUGAAGCGGAAAAGGAGGUCACUUUGAUUGUCGAGCGGCAUGGGCGUGUUUUGCAGAGUUUCGAUGUGAUUGAUGGCGAUAGAAGGGUUGCGGAGGUGUGUGAGAGUGUUCGGCACAAUGACAAACUGGCGCUAACCGCUGGUGCUCGGAGGGGACAUCGGCCUGCCUUGGAUAUUGUGAUUACUUCGGGGGUGGAUAUGGCUUUGAUUGUAGCGAUUGCUAUCAUCGCCUCUGAUAGCGUGUUUGGGUCUGGUUCUGGUUGAACUCUGUAUACUAGUUGCUCUAUGUAGAUUUUUCACAAUGCAGUAUAUAGUAGGCC
This is a messenger RNA of Aspergillus welwitschiae, 913 nucleotides long. RefSeq lists its product as uncharacterized. The coding region runs from base 147 to 857 and encodes 236 amino acids. Lineage: Eukaryota; Fungi; Ascomycota; Eurotiomycetes; Eurotiales; Aspergillaceae. The transcript is spliced from 2 exons. The record is from RefSeq and is a predicted model, not a curated record.